AUGCCUACACGAGGUGGUCGUAGAUCGUGGGGAAGAAGCUCUUGCGGUUUUCAGGGGAAUUUCAGUGCUAGGGAAGCUUUGCGAAGAAGAAGAAUGAAUGAUGAAACAGAUGAUCUCAUUAAAUUCUCAUCGGGUCCGAAGUUAUCAUAUGAACUUGUUGAGGAACCAAACCGCCCUGUUUCAUCAGACAAGGCGGUCACAUCUGAAAAGAAUGCGGAUCCAUCACUGAACAAAAAUGGUUCAUUCGGAGGACCGACAGAAACGAAACCGUCACAGGGCGGUGUUCUGGAGAACCAGGCGUCACCCCCACCACCGACAGGAACAAAAAGCACGAGCGAAGCCCCUGAGACACAGGACGGUGUUCUGAAGAUCCAGCCGUCAGCCCCACCACCGACAGGAACAAGGAACACGAGGGAAGUCCCUGAGACACAGGACGGUGUUCUGAAGAUCCAUCCGUCAGCCCCACCACCGACAGGAACAAGGAACACGAGGGAAGUCCCUGAGACACAGGACGGUGUUCUGAAGAUCCAUCCGUCAGCCCCACCACCGACAGGAACAAGGAACACGAGGGAAGUCCCUGAGACACAGACCGGUGUUCUGGUAAACCAGGCGUCACUCCCACCACCGACAGGGACAAAAAACACGAGGGUAGCUCCUGAGACCGGUGUUGUGAAGAUCCCGUCGUCAGUUCCACCGCCGAAAGAAAAAAGGAAUACAAGGAAUGUCCCUAAGGUCGACAUUGUGAAUGUCAUAGCUUCAGCUAUGCCACUGGCAGAAACAAACAAUAAGAAAGAAGUCCCCAAAGUCAAUGUUGUAAAGGUUCAAACUUCAGCUAAACCAGUACCAGAAGCAAGGAAUGCCAAGCCACCCGGUAAGGACUUGCCAACAACUGAGGAGAAAUUACAUCACGUCGACAAAAAAUUGCCAAAAACUAAGCAAACCGUUGUUGCUCAACCUAAAAAGAAGAUUCCUGUUCCGCUACAGAAGCGUUUGUCCGACCCAAUAGUUACUCCUGUGAGCGAUGAAUUUCCUACCGAAGACCUUGAGGGGCAAUGGGUGCCACCGAAAGAAAUUGUUGUGGAAGAGAAACCAAAAUUGGCGUCAAAAGCCAAAGGAGGAGCCAAAGAAGAGAAACCGACAUGCGUUGGACCGUCUGGCGUUGUGAAGAAAGAACUAACUCCUUUGGAACAAAAAGUUGCAACUACUACGAACGUGGCAUCCAAAGGCGUGGCUGUUAAGAAGUCCAUAUCGGAUCCAAUUGUAACACCUGUGAGCGAUGAGUUUCCCACUGAGGAUUCGAAAGAAUGGAUCGCCCCUAAGGAAGUUAUAGCACGGGAACAACGAUUUUUCGUCCGGAGAGAUAAUUGUCUUGAUGGUGACCAACACAAAGGCGAUGAACGCAUCAUAUCAGAUCCAUUGGUCAGUCCAUGUACAGAUGAAUAUCCUACUCCUACUGACGCUGAUAAAGAAGCGAUGCAGAAGGUAGACGUCAAAUUGACGGGAGAUGUGAAGCCUACUCAGCUUGUCUCCGCUCCUUUGGAAAAUUUCAAGAAUGGUUGUCCAAAAGUUGGUGGUUACUUUGACCCACCAACUACAACUCCUACCCCAGACAGAGAUGAAACGACAAAAUCGCAAUUGACCCGAUCAGAUUUCCAAAGUGUUAGUGAAGUUGGACCUUCGGCUGCGCAGCAAAUACAGUCCAAAACACGUCCUACUGAAGCAAGCCCCGCACAGAAGAAGAAAACUUCCAAAAAACAUAGAGGAAAAGAACAUGGCAGGAAAGAUAAAAAGAAGAAAAGUAUGUUGGAAGCAUUCACAAAAGUGUUAAGACCACGCACCAAUAAACGGGCCAAAUCUAAGGAUUUCCCAGUCACCAAUUGA
Molecule: messenger RNA, 1881 nt
Organism: Necator americanus (New World hookworm)
Lineage: Eukaryota; Metazoa; Nematoda; Chromadorea; Rhabditida; Ancylostomatidae
Exons: 20
Coding region: 1-1881 (626 amino acids)
Source: RefSeq, a predicted model, not a curated record